Galeopterus variegatus (Sunda flying lemur) is the source of this 1950-nucleotide messenger RNA. RefSeq names its product UDP-Gal:betaGlcNAc beta 1,4- galactosyltransferase, polypeptide 3 (gene B4GALT3). The coding region runs from base 1 to 1440 and encodes 479 amino acids. Gene Ontology annotation, biological process: galactosylceramide biosynthetic process; carbohydrate metabolic process. The record is from RefSeq and is a predicted model, not a curated record. Gene Ontology annotation, molecular function: glycosyltransferase activity. Lineage: Eukaryota; Metazoa; Chordata; Mammalia; Dermoptera; Cynocephalidae. The transcript is spliced from 8 exons.
AUGGGCAUUUUGAGGCGGACAUUCCGCGCGGGCCGGGGCGGUACUCCUGCACUCGCCCGCAGGCCACGCGGUCCUGGGACCCUGCUCAGUCCGCUGGGGAGGCUCCGCUCCGAAACCCCGCCCCAUGACGCGAGGCCCCGCCUCCGCAGCGCCCGCUUCCAAGAUGGCCGCAACGAUGCCUGCCCGGCUGUCGGGGUGGCGGUGACGACGGGAGCAGAAGACCAGGUAUGUAGGCUGGGAACGGCGGAGAGAGAGGCCCGGGAGAAAGGUUCGGGCGGUCGGGAGGUUUUACUUGUGGGCUCCCAGCUGGCUGUCAUGAUGUACCUGUCACUGGGAGGCUUCCGAAGCCUCAGUGCUCUAUUUGGCCGAGAUCAGGGGCCAACAUUUGACUAUUCUCACCCCCGUGAUGUCUACAGUAACCUCAGUCACCUACCUGGGGCCCCUGUUGCCCCAGGGGGUCCUCCAGCUCCUCAAGGUCUGCCCUACUGUCCAGAACGGUCUCCUCUCUUAGUGGGUCCUGUGUCAGUGUCCUUUAACCCAGUGCCAUCGCUGGCAGAGAUUGUGGAGCGCAAUCCCCGGGUGAAACCAGGGGGCCGGUACCGCCCCGCAGGGUGUGAGCCCCGCUCCCGAACAGCCAUCAUUGUGCCCCAUCGUGCCCGGGAGCAUCACCUGCGCCUUCUGCUGUACCACCUGCACCCCUUCCUGCAGCGCCAGCAGCUUGCUUAUGGCAUCUAUGUCAUCCACCAGGCUGGAAAUGGAACAUUUAACAGAGCAAAGCUGCUGAAUGUUGGGGUGCGGGAGGCCCUGCGUGAUGAAGAAUGGGACUGCCUGUUCUUGCAUGAUGUGGACCUCCUGCCAGAAAAUGACCACAAUCUGUACGUGUGUGACUCCCGGGGACCCCGCCAUGUUGCUGUUGCCAUGAACAAGUUUGGAUACAGCCUCCCGUACCCCCAGUACUUCGGAGGGGUCUCAGCGCUCACUCCUGACCAGUACCUGAAGAUGAAUGGCUUUCCCAAUGAAUACUGGGGCUGGGGUGGUGAGGAUGACGACAUUGCUACCAGGGUGCGCCUGGCUGGGAUGAAGAUCUCUCGGCCCCCCACAUCUGUGGGACACUAUAAGAUGGUGAAGCACCGAGGAGAUAAGGGCAACGAGGAAAAUCCCCACAGAUUUGACCUCCUGGUUCGUACCCAGAAUUCCUGGACACAAGAUGGGAUGAACUCACUGACAUACCGAUUAUUGGCCCGAGAGCUGGGUCCUCUCUAUACCAACGUCACAGCAGACAUUGGGACUGACCCUCGGGGUCCCCGGGCUCCCUCUGGUCCCCGUUACCCACCUGGUUCCUCCCAGGCCUUCCGUCAAGAGAUGCUGCAGCGCCGGCCUCCAGCCAGGCCUGGCCCUCUGCCUACUGCCAACCUCACAGCCCCCCAUGGUUCACACUGACUCCUUCUUCCUGCCCACCUUAAUCAUGAAACUGAAUCAAAGGGGUUGUAUUCUCCCCACCCUCAGCUCCUCACUGUUCUUAGAGGGAUAUGGGAGAACUGAACUCUAGUGCUAUGUUGGGGGGGGGAGGGGCCUUGCCUCACUGCUGGACUGGAGCUGGGCUCCUUUAGACUUGGAGGGUCCCUCUUUCUAGGGUCACCUGCCAGGGCUUUGACUGUGAAUCCUUGAUGUCAUUUUAUGUGACGACUGCUGGGAGUCCCCUGUCCCUGGAGUAGGAGCAGGGCUGGACCCCAAAGCCACUUCCUCUCCUAUGCAGAGAAGAGUGAUCUGGCUUCUCCUGGGACCUCUGUGAAUAUUUAUUCUAUUUAUGGUUCCUGGGCAGUUGUUUGGUGAAGGAAACCCCUCCCUGGGCACUUUCUGCGAGUGCUGGAGUAGCUCCCUCUUCUGGUCCUGGCUCAGGGGGCUGGGAUUUUGAUAUAUUUUCUAAUAAAGGACUUUGUCUUGCCUCUG